CCAGCGCAGCAGUGGGGUCAAUUAUCGUGUCGCGUGAGGUGGGAUGAAUAUAAAACAGUUCGUCUGCGAUCACGUCUCGAGCAGUAUUAAAAUAGUCUUCCAGCAGUAAAACGAAAAGUAAGGGUGCAUUAGCAACAGGUUUAGGGCCAUCGAACACUAACUCAACAUCAUGCUGAAGGUACAAACAGUGCGAGGCCCGGUGGAUCCGGCGCAGCUGGGGUACACCCUAACGCAUGAGCAUUUUUCGCUCAACUUCGAUAAGAUGUACUCGGCCCCACCAGAUGCGGUGGAGGAGUACGUCAGCAAGCGAAUUACGCUGGAGAAUGUCGGCUACGUGAAGCAGUACCCGUACGGUAGCCGGUACAACAUAAACUUUGAAGAUUUCGAUACGCAUCAGGCGGUGGCGAAAGAUGUGACCGCGUACAAAAAGUUUGGUGGUGGUGCAAUCGUUGAGAAUACGUCGCACGGGCUUGGGCGCAAUCUGAAGCUGAUGCACCAAGUAUCGACCGAAGCGAAUGUGCACGUGAUCGCCGGCACGGGUCAUUACAUUCACGCGAUGCAGGACGAAGCAACGCACGGUAUGAGCGUGGAGCAGAUGACGGACCUGUACACGAAGGAGCUUCUGUUUGGGGUCGAAGUGUCCGGGCUGGACGAACCGGUAAAGUGUGGCUUCAUCGGUGAGGUUGGUAGCGGUUGGCCGAUUACCCAUUUCGAGCGCAACGCGAUACAAGCAACGGCGGAAGUGCAGACCGCUAUUGGGUGUGGUGUUUCGUUCCACCCGGGACGGGAACGGGACGCACCGUACGAGAUUGUGCGUCUCUAUCUGGAAGCGGGUGGCAACGCGUCCAAGUGCGUUAUGUCGCACCUGGAUAGGACGUUGUUUGAGGAUGAAGAUUUGCUGGAGUUUGCCAAGCUGGGCACGUACCUGCAGUUCGAUCUGUUCGGUACGGAGUGUUCGUACUAUCAGUUGAAUCCGGAAUCGUACAUGCAGUCGGAUGAGCAGCGCAUCCAGAAAAUUGUGCGUCUAAUCCGCGAGGGAUAUACGGAGCGUAUUCUGAUGGCACACGACAUUCACACCAAACAUCGGCUGACCUCAUUCGGUGGACAUGGCUACAGUCACAUCCUGAACAAUGUACUGAUGAGGUUCUCGCUGCGAGGCAUCGACAUUAAGGCGGUCGACACGAUGACCAUCAGCAAUCCGGCACGCUGGCUAGAGAUGAAGGUUUAAGUGCGUAGUACCAGAAAACGUAGUUAAGCUCUGUCGGUGUGUAAGGGAAAUAUUAUUAGUAGCCUAUUUUGCAAUACGCUGCAGAAACAAUCAGGGAUUGCGUCCAGGAGUCCCGAA
Messenger RNA from Anopheles moucheti, 1345 nucleotides. RefSeq names its product phosphotriesterase-related protein. The record is from RefSeq and is a predicted model, not a curated record. The transcript is spliced from 3 exons. The coding region runs from base 170 to 1228 and encodes 352 amino acids. NCBI's taxonomy places the organism in Eukaryota, Metazoa, Arthropoda, Insecta, Diptera, Culicidae. Gene Ontology annotation, biological process: catabolic process. Gene Ontology annotation, molecular function: zinc ion binding.